GGUAAAUGCGUACCCCGGUUGGUGAGUUAAAGCAGCCAUGUUUUUAUCGUACAGGAGGCGUGGACAGCGAGCAGGUGUAGGUAGGUUGUAAGGCGAUACAAAGGCCUUACGUAGCUGCCAGGUCCCGAACCACAUAUACAGCAGAUUGGAACAAGACACUCGCCACAACAGUCCGACUUUUAUACUCGGGUCAUCAUGGAAUCGGAGAGAGACAACCAGGCAUAUGGGAAGAAUUAUGGGGCGCACAGACCUGGCAUAACAAGCCAGGAAAUGGCAGAUUACUACAGUAACUGGGCCAAGUCAGGCGAUUAUGAAAAGGACUUGUGUCCAGGGCGGUAUAACGGACCCACGAUCUGUGCUCAGGCGUUGGCUGAUCAUUACAAGGAAAACAGAGAGACCGUCAAAAUCUUAGACGUAGCCGCUGGAACUGGUUUUUUGGGAGAACAGCUGACCAAACUUGGUUUCCGCAACCUGGAUGCUUUGGAUCCCGCACAAGGAAUGCUGGAUGUUGCCAAGGAGAAAGGAAUCUACCACCGGCUAGUAUGUGACUUCUUAGGUCCCAAUCAAUUGGACAUUGACAAAGACAGCUAUGACUGUGCCGCCAUUGCCGGUGGUAUGGGAGAGGGACACAUUCCGUACAAGGGGUUGGAUGAGCUUAUACGCAUUGUGAAGCAAGGUGGCCUCAUUUGCAUCGUGAUGAGAGAGGAAUAUCUGUCAACCGUGGAAGAGUAUCGUGGAAAUUUGGAAAAGCACAUGCAAAGUCUGGUUGACUCGGGCAAAUGGGCGAGGAUAUCGAGAAAUGUAGUCCCUAACUACUCCUUCAACAAAAAUGGUGUUGUGUUCAAGUACCGCGUAUGCUAACAUGUUAUUCUGGUUUUUUUGUUUUUGUUUUUCUUUUGCGAGUGCAAUGAUGGGAUUUUACAGUCUAUAUAUUUAUCAAUAUAACUAUGACAUGUUUGGGAUACGUUUUUUAAAUGAAUUCAUUUGGGUUUUGACAAGUAAAAUACCGGUAUAAUAAAUCACA
Messenger RNA from Liolophura sinensis, 1024 nucleotides. Its product is annotated as methyltransferase-like protein 27. The record is from RefSeq and is a predicted model, not a curated record. The transcript has 5 exons. NCBI's taxonomy places the organism in Eukaryota, Metazoa, Mollusca, Polyplacophora, Chitonida, Chitonidae. Bases 196 to 861 code for a protein of 221 amino acids.